This is a messenger RNA of Candidozyma haemuli, 495 nucleotides long. Its product is annotated as centrin. Gene Ontology annotation, biological process: spindle pole body duplication. NCBI's taxonomy places the organism in Eukaryota, Fungi, Ascomycota, Pichiomycetes, Serinales, Metschnikowiaceae. Gene Ontology annotation, molecular function: calcium ion binding; microtubule binding. Gene Ontology annotation, cellular component: microtubule organizing center. The transcript has 3 exons. The coding region runs from base 1 to 495 and encodes 164 amino acids. The record is from RefSeq and is a predicted model, not a curated record.
AUGUCUUCAGGAACGAGCGGGUCUGGUCAAAAGAUAGGCAUGAGUAACUUGAAAGCAGAAUUGCUCAAUGAGCAGAAGCAGGAGAUCAGAGAGGCGUUCUCCCUUUUUGAUAUGAACAACGAUGGGUUACUAGAUUACCACGAGUUGAAGGUCGCUCUCAGAGCACUUGGUUUCGACUUACCCAAGAGAGAAGUGUUGGAUAUCAUACGCGAGUACGAUACUGAAGAUAGAAAUUUGAUCUCGUACGAGAAUUUCUUUCAUGCUGUCGGUGAGCGCAUUGUGAACAGAGACCCGAUGGAAGAGAUACGGAGGGCUUUCAAGCUCUUCGACGAAGAUAACACGGGGAAGAUCAGUUUCCGAAAUUUGAAGAAAGUGGCCCGUGAGUUGGGCGAGAACUUGACGGAUGAGGAACUUAGAGCGAUGAUCGACGAGUUUGAUCUCGAUGAGGAUGGAGAAAUCAACGAGCAGGAGUUCAUCAGUAUCUGCACCGAGUAG